GGUGGUCUACGUUCGGGGUUGAGAUUAAUAAUUGUCAUUUUUGUUUCAGGGAUGCAGCAAUAUGGAAGGUUAUCUUUUUGGGUUAUUCACCACAUGCUUGAUGUUAUUGGAGUUUAAAGUGAUACACGCCGAUCGAGGUCGAGUGUACAUGGUGACAAGUCCAGAAUCAGUGGUGAUGCCUAUAAAUGACGAGACAGAGCUUACCUGCGAAAUGAAUUUGUCACCAGACAAAUUUCAAUGGAAGCACUACCCUUUGAAUAUUGAAGAUGCUUUUAAUCCAAAAGCGUCCAUAAUAUUAGGGUCUGCUCACUAUCUCGACCUUCCUGCGACCAUGUUUACCAGCGACAAGAAAGUAUCCACCUUAAAAAUUAAGUCGAGCAGUAAAGCGGUAGCCGGCGAUUACCAAUGUUUAGCACACUACGGCGCUUCGGUAGUGGCGUCGAUUCCUGGUAGAAUCACGAUUACAACGAUGGGGAAAUUUUCGCCGCAAAGCAACGUACAGGUUAAUGUCGUCGCCGGAAAUACGUUACUGUGGCGAUGCGACUUUUCUCAGUCGAAUCCAUCUGCCUAUAUAGAUUACUAUAAGGAUGGCCUUUACGUUAUACCAAAAGUUGCAGUUCGCACACAGUCAUUAAUUAUUCCCAAUUUAAGUACGUCUGAUUCUGGAAAGUACGAUUGUGCCGCCACGAAUCCCAUUCAGCAAAACUCUGUGCAGGCCGAUUUUCAUUUAAAUCUCAAAAUUGUUGGAAAUGGCCCCUGGCAGUCGCCACAAUUUUUGAUACCUGCAAAAAAAGUGUACAUAGUGAAUGCAGGUGAAACCGUCUUCAUGGAGUGUUCGGCUGUGGGUAACCCCGUACCGAAAGUGUUUUGGUUCAAGCGAAAUGGAGAAUUACCAUCAAACAGAAGUCAACUAAUGCCAGGUGGUUUACAAAUAUCAAAUGCAAAAUCUACUGACGAUGGAGUGUACAUUUGCAACCACACUAAUUCCUUAGGCACAAUAUCGCAUCAUAUCACGUUAGUUUACAACGAAGCGCCUACCAUAGAAGAAGGUCCCACGAACACCGACAUUAAAGAGGGUGAGAAUCUUGAUCUGGAGUGCGAAGUGAAAGGUACACCUGAGCCGCAAAUUAGCUGGUUUCUAAACGGCGACACUGUGAUAAACGAUACGCACAUCGAAGCGAUCGGGAACCGAAUUUACUUUCGUCGCGUCGAGAAAAAGCACGCCGGUACACUGCAGUGCUUCGCCACGAAUACUAUUGGCACAAUUUACAGCAGCUUUAAUGUGAAAGUGAUCCCCAAACAAAUUUCGAGCAUUGACGCGUUCGAAGAGUACCUAACUGCCCAACCCACUCUACCCGUUCACAAAAGACGGAAACACCACAAACCCAAAAAGAAUAGAGGCCAAAAGGGGACGACCGAAAUGAUCCCGCCUUCGCGUCCGAUGGUGACAAGGAUAAACGACGAGUCGGUUAUGGUUAGGUGGACAGUGCCCGAAAACAACGGUCUCCCGAUACAGUUCUUCAAAGUGCAAUAUAGGGAACUAGGUCCCAUAAACCAUAACGGUACACAUAAGAGUUCAAAGUGGAAAACCACAAACGCCGAUAUUCCACCUCAUAUUCGAAGUUACGAGGUGAAUAAUUUAAACCCCGAUCACGCCUAUCGAUUUCGGAUAGCAGCUGUAUAUAGUAACAACGAUAAUAAAUUAGGACCAAAUUCUGUUAAAUUUCACCUGAACCGUGCUGAUUUCUCUCAGCGCAAUCCGUUACCAGUUCCUAGGCUAAUCCACACGGAAAUGCUUAAUGAGACUGCCAUCAGAAUACAUUGGGAGUAUGUGCCAAUAGCAAAUUUGACCAUCGAAGGCUUUUUUGUCCAUUACGUACCUGCCGACAGUGCGAUGGAUUAUAUGAAGGCUACGGUCGAAGGAUCGGAAAUGACAUCCUACGUUAUACAACACCUACAACCUGGGACAAUGUAUGAUAUUAAGAUACAGAGUUUCACGACAAAGUCGGCGAGCGAAUGUAGUCCCAUCAUGAAGCAAAAGACUGCAUUUGCCGUCAAGAAACCUACCGUGAAGGAUACAUCUCCAACAGUUGUAGCAACAACUGUCGAACCGUCACCGUCAUCUCAAUCGACUGGCGACACACAAAUGUAUAUAUUCAUAGGGUCUGGCGUUUUAAGCGUUGCACUAUUGCUUAGUGUUAUUGUAUUAGUCAUAAUAUUUAAAAAAAGAAAGCAGAAGAAAGCAAAUAAUUCACCAGAUUCCAGUCGAGGUGAUAAAGAGGACGGUGGCCAUCACAUACAAGCAGACUCUAAUGAUUACGUUGUGAGUCCCAAAACUGUUAGCCGUGUAAAAAAUGGCAAUGUUACAACAAAUAAUCGUAUAACAAUAACCCCUAACCCCUUAGCCGACGCUGACAACAAGAAUCAGAACAUGAUCGAAAUGUCAUGUUUGUCAUCACAGAAUAACAACUGUUCACAACCCUCCGCAAGUACGCAAGAAUCACAUUCUGGUGAUUCGCAAUCGAACCCUAAGCACACCGAUCCAGAUAAAGAUAAAAGUAAAAGAAAUAUGUAUAAGGUUGACACGUCUCAAUCUGGAGAAAAUUACGUAUAACGGAAUUGUACAUUAGUAAUAUUAGUAAAUGAUCUUGCCGUAAAUUGCUGUAAAUAUUUGUACGUGAGUUUUGUAUAUAUUUAAUUUAAUAUAUUCGCUUAUUUCUAAUGCGUAAAUUAUGUUGAUCGAUCCAAUGAGAUCGUUAACAUGUGGCAGCUGUAAUACGAUUUACUUAUAAUUAUUUAUUAAUAAUCUGAAAUUUCUUUAAAAGACAUUUGUAAAGUUCCUAACAAUUUGCUAUCACAGUAAUUUAUUGUAUUUAUUAUUAUUGUAGUAAGAUAGACCAAACAUGUUAAUACUUGCUUUUAACAGCAGUAACAUAUUAAUGAAGGUUAAGGAGGUGACGGAUAAUCGAAUUUUAGUUCAUAAUAGUGUUGCAGGAAUUUCAAAUUGUAUCAAUUACAUUUAUUCAACACUGUAAAUUGUUACGCCAUAAUUUUAAGUAUAAUCGACAAUUUACGUUACUGUUUAAUUUAACAUAGGUACACAUGGUUGUGUUGCGUACAAGAUGAUUUUUUAGAAUUUUUAUUUACAAUUUGUAUAUAAUGAUGCGAUGUAUAUAUUUUCAUAACAGCAGUAGUGUUUGAAAAUAUGAGACCAGUACAACUCUUAUUGCCAUAGAACUUGCCAUGACUCACAUUUUCGAACAACUGAAAUAAAUGACUAAUAAACAUUGA
Photinus pyralis (common eastern firefly) is the source of this 3291-nucleotide messenger RNA. Its product is annotated as interference hedgehog-like. Gene Ontology annotation, cellular component: axon; plasma membrane. Lineage: Eukaryota; Metazoa; Arthropoda; Insecta; Coleoptera; Lampyridae. Bases 62 to 2614 code for a protein of 850 amino acids. The transcript has 8 exons. The record is from RefSeq and is a predicted model, not a curated record. Gene Ontology annotation, molecular function: protein binding. Gene Ontology annotation, biological process: axon guidance; cell-cell adhesion.